AUGACUAGCAGGGCAAUCAAUUUUGUUGAUGCAACAAAACAUGGAUUUCGUGUGGUUCUAUUGGAUUCUUUUGUACAGUCGUAUCUGUCAGAAACCCAAAUGCCCACAUUAUUUAUCACAGCAAUUCCACUGAAAGCUGAUGAUAGUUCAUUUACAAAAGUUGUGGUUCCAGAUAAUAUUCGUAUUGAUAAGCAGGUGAAAAUCACAGAUUUACGCGAACGUUCGUGGUACUACAUUUGUAUUGAGUGGGAAAACAUUAACCGUUAUAACGAAUCCACUGGUACGGACUGUCGUAUUUUAAGAACACUUGACAGGUUUGGGAAGAGUGCGGAAUCGACGAUACCCGAUAUUGACAUUGUGGAUAUUGGUGCAACAACGAUGAACUUUAGAAUUCGUUCAAUUGCUGAUUUUCCACUUAGGCUGACAGUCUAUUUGGAAGGCGGAACAGGCAGUAUAGCACCGGCACAAGAGUUUGUUUUUCAUGAGACAACAGAAAUAAAUGUUGAAUUCAAGAAUCUGAAAGAGGAUACCAACUAUGGUGAAUUAUGCUUUCUUGAAGAACCGUUAGCCAACGGUUAUACCGCUUUGGGAAGGCAUAUCAGUGGACUAAACAUCAGGAAAUGCUACUUUGGUAAUAUUUGA
Enterobius vermicularis (human pinworm) is the source of this 642-nucleotide messenger RNA. The record is from the annotation of a GenBank genome assembly. Lineage: Eukaryota; Metazoa; Nematoda; Chromadorea; Rhabditida; Oxyuridae.